This is a messenger RNA of Saccostrea cuccullata (small rock oyster), 2887 nucleotides long. Its product is annotated as protein PF3D7_1417600-like. Bases 534 to 2297 code for a protein of 587 amino acids. The transcript has 8 exons. The record is from RefSeq and is a predicted model, not a curated record. Lineage: Eukaryota; Metazoa; Mollusca; Bivalvia; Ostreida; Ostreidae.
ACCUUAUACGGAACGCUUCGUUAUCGCGCUUUUGGUAAAUAUUCUGUUUCUGUCGAGGUGAAGGAAAUAUAUUGAUAUCGUUUCAGACCUCAAACAAACAUUUUGGGGGUUGUAAUUGAAAGCAAUACAAAAGACAGACAAUGUGCAUUUUGGAAUUGACAAAAAUUCAAAAGGGGUACGUCUUUGUUAAAAGGGGGCUUCUCAUUUCAGUGAAUUUCUGAAGGUUUAUGUCAAACGUCGUUUAACACGAAUCGGAAAUCUCAUUCAAUCUGUGUUUUCCCUUGUACACAACCCCGUUGUGAAGGAGAGAGAUAGAGGAAAACAAACUUAUACCCGUAUGAGGCGGAACUUGGGAGUUUACAAUAUUUGUGUUGGAUGUUGGAACUUAUCUGGAAAUGAAGGAUGCCAAAUAGAUUUUUGAAAACAGAGAUUUAUUAGCUUUAAAAAAGAAAGUAUCAACAACAACAGUAAAGUCGAAACAUUGAAAUCUAAGUUAUAACAUGGCGUAAACCUGGUGGCAAACACUGUCAAAGAUGGGCUGCGGUGGUUCCAAGGAUGACGUCAACGCGCAGGCCCAGGGAAAAGGAAAGGCCGCGGGGGGCAGAAAGUCGACCGUCAAAAACCAACAGGGAAAUAAAGGUGGGAAGGGGAAAGUUAAAGAAGUAAGAGAACCAGUCAACGAAAAAGGUUACAAGGGAAAACCACAGAAAGAAAUAGGAUACCUGAAACGAAUCCGAGAACAGUUGAGACAGGCUGCUACAAACUCGGACAUCGAGGAGCUGGAACAUGCAAUAGAUUUGUUCGAGAAGAAUAAAUUGGAGGACAAUGGCGACUACACUGACGCCAUAGAGAGGCUCAAAUUUUUAUACCUUAGAAAAGAACUUCGUGAUGCAAUUUUACGACGUCAUCCAGGUAUUUUGGACAAGGCAAUCGAAAGAGUGGAAGCCUCGGAAUACGUAUCCGAGUUGAGUCAACCUCUUGAUACUGCUAAAAGGCUGCGCGAGCAUUUGAAGGAACUUGAUCAGUAUCGCCAUGACAUCCUCGAAAUGGACCAAUCAACGAUCUCAGAGAUACGAAGCUAUCAUCAUCCGCCAGAUGGCGUUCAUGAGGUCAUGAUGGGAACGUAUAUGUUACUUGGUUAUGACGAGGAAAAACUAAGGGACUGGACUGAUGUGCAAUGCCUCCUAGGUCGAUAUGGAAAAGAAAGUCUCAUAAGGGAGGUUCGAAACGCAGAUACCAUCAAUAUAAAUUCCAAAACAAGCCAAAGAGUUCUAAAGAUGCAGUCUAAAUUUACACUAGAACAAAUUCGGGGCGUCAGUAAUGGAGCAGCGACAUUCUAUGUUUGGAAUACCAAUAUGGCGAAUAAAUCUGACAAAGAUAGACAACAAGAGCAGCAGCCUAGUCAAACUCCGACACCGGGCAAACAGAGCGGCAAAUCAACGCCUGCGCAGAAAGACAACAAACAAGCAAAGCCCAACUCAAACAAAGCUCAACCUAACGUAAAAGACAAAAAUCAACCUCCUCCUAAUGCAAAGGAUAAAAAUCAACAACAGCCUAAGGCAAAAGAUAAAAAUCAACCACAGCCUAAGGCAAAGGAUAAAAACCAAGCUAAUACUAAUCCAAAAGAUAAAAAUCAAUCACAACCCAAAGCUAACAAUCCGGCACCGGCGAAUGCUAAGGACAAAAAUCCGGCACAACCUAAUUCUCAUCUAAAGGAUAAAAAUCAAUCCCAGCCCAAGGCAGGGGACAAAAAUCAGCCUAAUUCUGAUCCAAAAAAUAAAAACCCAGCGCAGCCUAAUGCAAAGGACAAAAACCAACCACAGUUAAAGGCCGUGGACAAAAAUCAACCCAAUUCAAAUUUAAAGGAUAAAAACACGUCACAGUCUAAUGCAAAGGACAAAAACCAACCCCAGACAAUUACAAAGGACAAAAAUCAACCCAAUGCUAACUCGAAGGAUAAAAACCCGACACAGCCUAAUCCAAAAGACAAAAACCCACAGCCAAAGGCGGUAGAUAAAAAUCAGUCAAAUCCUAACCCAAAGGACAAAAAUCCGGUGCAGCCUGAUGCAAAGAAUAAAAACCAAGUCACGCCUAAAGCACCUAAUCCCAACGAUAAUAAGCAGGCUGAUGCAAAGAAAAAUUCUACUAAAGCUAAUGAUAUAAAUCAAGUUCAAAAGAACUCAAAACCCCAGGUCAAUUCAAAUUCACAAGUUCAGUCGAAACCACAAAACAAUACUUCUAAACCAAAAGCAGACCCCCAGCAAAGCACAACAGACAGGAAAAAGACCAAGGGAUGAUAGAACGAGUGUUUUGUCCUAGAUUAAAAGGGACUGUGGGAACUAGAUAAAAGAUAGGAAUGCUUUAGUGACUUUACAGUGAUUGGUUCAUGUAUUUUCAUAGUCAUGCAUUUGUUAGAAAAAAGAAUUUUUGGGGCUUUUUGAUGGGUGAUUAUCUUUUUCACGCAAGUAGAAGCUCCACCUUUGGAGACGGUUUACCUCUUGUACCACAGAAAAAUAUAUUUCGCUUCUGAUGGAAAUUUCAAAAAGGGUUCAACGCACCAAUUAAUAUAGCUAUUGAGAAGGAAACGGGAAUUCUUGAUUUCUCACUGAAAGAUUUUGCAUAGAAAAACUUGCAGAAAUGGGACAGCGGAAGUAAAUGAAAUUUGCUUGAAAGUCACUUUGAAGUCUUCUAUUGCUGCAAUGACAUCAUACACGCGGAUAUUCUAGUAACCAAUGACGCCAAUUUACAAAUACUCUAUUCUCUUGCUUACAGGAACUAAGCCUUUAAAUGUCUGUGAUAUUCUGUACAUAGCACUUAUAAUUUAUGAUUUAUAUUUUCGACAUGAUAUGCAUGUAUUUAGAUAUAUAUGUCUAUUGAACAGUUAAUU